Psammomys obesus (fat sand rat) is the source of this 1364-nucleotide messenger RNA. Its product is annotated as keratin-associated protein 10-10. The coding region runs from base 622 to 1041 and encodes 139 amino acids. The transcript is spliced from 4 exons. NCBI's taxonomy places the organism in Eukaryota, Metazoa, Chordata, Mammalia, Rodentia, Muridae. The record is from RefSeq and is a predicted model, not a curated record.
GUCUCCAAUUAAUCCGUCUCUGACUCCUCUCCAGAAAGUAAAGUUUGGAAACACAGUAUAUGUCCUUCUUCGUAGAAGAGCGAGUGGUCCCAGCAUCCGACGAGGCUCUGUCCUGAGCUACCAGUGGUGAGAACUUGCUGUUUCUCUCUAGCUCCGGAGGGAAAGCCGGGAUGAUGGCGAUUACCUCAGGUGAGUGGUAGAAGAAGGCAGGGCCCGUUCAGUGAGGCGGGAAUAGAGAGUUUGGGUCUCUGCGGCCGCCGUAGUCACAGCACUGUGGUCCCCAUGGCAACGGCAAGAAGCAGCGCCAAGCUUCUGGGCGGUGCUGGCGCCUUGGCGGUUCGGACCCGAGGCGGCGCGGAAUCUGUAAAACUGUCGGUGGCCCCGUGGUUGUGGCCUCGUGGCCCGAGGGCGCCGGAACCUGGGGACCGUGGAGGGCGCGGCCAGGCCGGAGGGAAAGGCUCUGGAUCCCCAGACCCCCGCCAGUUCAGUCUCCGUCCGUGGGCCUCAGGUUUCCCAGACAGAAAGAGAGGAGAUUGGGCGCCCCGGCCCAAGGGUACUCGAUCUUUGAGCCCGGAAUCUUCUCUCUUCUGCAGCUCCUGAACGGACUGGUUGCCCUGCCCCAUGGACACCUCCUCUGGCCCGUGGGAUCCAGCCCCAGCUUCCAUCAGCAGCCCUUCCUUGCGGCUCCCGAUCCCGGCCAUCGUCUUCAUCGCAGUGGGUGUCUAUUUGUUGCUGCUGGGCCUGGUGCUGCUGACAAGGCACUGCUUGCUGGCCCAGGGCUGCUGCACAGACUGCAGCUCCCCUUGCAGGAAACAAGGUGCCUCGGAGACCCAAGACUGUUGCUGGAGCUGUGCAGAAGCCUGCGACUUCCCUCUGCCCAGUCCAGCCCACUACCUGGAUGCCUGCUGCCCUCACCCCAGCGAAGCUGGUUGGGCUCCUAGCUGCCCUCGCUGCUGCCCGUUGUGUGACUGUGCCUGUGCCUGCCAGCUCCCCGACUGCCAGAGCCUCAACUGCCUGUGUUUCGAGAUCAAGCUCAGAUGAAAGAUGGGGUUGGGGGCCUUCUUCUUUGGGGAGUGGCCAGCCCUCAGGGUCCCCCCUGUAAUGGCCCUCAGGACACCACUACUAGGCUACUGUAAUUACAGAUGGCAGGCCCAGCCUAACUACCUGAGACCCUUAAGUGAAGGGCCCGGUUCCCUACAGGGCAGGGUUCUGAGAGCCCUUGGACAUCUGAAAAGGGGCUGGUGUUCUGGCCAGUGCCCCUGCACCUGGUCAGUCCCCUCCCCCUCCCUUGAUAAACUGUUGUAUGUGAAGGUGAGGAUGCUGGCAUUGCUCACCCAGGCAACAGUGUGGGAAGGCACUGCCAA